AUGCCGCUGGAAGUCUCUGGCCCUGACCCUGGUGGGCUGCUGGUGGUCUCUGUCUGGAGAGAUUUGGGUUUCCCCUUUGGUCAUUUUGUCUUCCUUCCUGGGCAGGAUCUUCUCCCCUUAGCCUUCACUGCCCUCGUCUCCAGCGGAGUCUCUCCUCACCUGAAGAUGAUGGCCAUGACGUUGCUGGCUCUCCUGGGCACGGCACUCAUCGCAGAAGCCUCCGUGGCUUUUCCCGCCAACUUGCAGGUUGGGGACAUCAACGAGAAGGUGAACCUGACAUGCGACGCCCCGGCAGGGCAGCGGGUGAGCUGGGAAGUGGAGGACGGCGCCCUGGUGGAGAUGGAGGAGCUGCCGCCCUGGGGUCACCUGCUGCGCGUCGGCCCGCUGGACCUCGCCUCCGCCCGCAACUACACCUGCCGGGGAGCUGCAGGACAGGUGCUGCGCAGAACCUUCCUGGCUGUGCGCGACCCGGACUUCCCCCUCUUCGUCCGAAAAGCUGGAAAGGCAGAAGCUGAGGUGACCUGCGAGGCGCCGUCCUACAGGGGCACCUUCAGCUGCUGGUGGAAGACUCAGCACCCAGCCGCCUUCCGUGCCCGCCUGCGCCCCCCAGGACCUCUCGCUUCAGGACCCCCCCUCCCUCUUAGCGUCACAGGACUGGAACAGCCCCUCCAGGCUCCUUACUGGCUUCUCUGUCUCCGCAGAGGACCGGGCUCUGCGCGCUGCCCCGCAAGAGAAGUGUCUGCCUCUCCGGGCGAGGUGCGCCUCCUGCUGGAGGACUGCUCCUCCCCCUGCCCUUUCGGGGAGAAGACGGAGCUGGAGCUGGCGCUGGAGGGGCUGGGCGAAGACGGCAGCUACGAGGCUCUCCGGAGGGACGUCGCCAUCCAGGACAUCGUGAAGCCAGACCCGCCAGAGAAGCUGACCAUCCACAAGGAGUCGGGGGCAAAGCUGAAGCUCAGCUGGGCUCCCCCGGCCUCUUGGCACUGCGCCUCGGCCUACUUCCCUCUGCGCUACCGCCUGAAACUGGAACAUUACGACGGCACCCAGAAGGAAGUCAGCAGCGACCAGCUGGAGGAAACCGUCCAAGAUGCGGAGGCUGUGCAUCGUGCAAAGAUUCGCUGCCAGGAUCCUUUCACCAGCUCCAUGUGGAGCCUGUGGUCCCCUGGGUCACCCUCCGCUGAGGACGCCUGGGGGGACGCUGCUGCUGCAGCCUCUCUUGGGGGACCCAGCCAGAGGCCUCUCCACAGCAGCCGCCUUGCAAGCCUCUCCAGUGAGCUUCAUCUUCCUCCUCUUCCUCUGCUUCUGCACCUCUCCUUUCAGUUGGGGGGCUACUGGUGGGGCAGAAUGGAGCCUUGUCUCCAUCUUGAUGCCUGAGAGGUGUGUUUUCAGAAGCCUGUUCCUGGGGCUGCAAUCUGUUUCAACUGUUUUUAAUCCUGAAUCUUAAAUCCAUUCAUUCAUUUAUAAAUACAGUGGUACCUCGAGUUAAGUACUUAAUUCGUUCCGGAGGUCU
Molecule: messenger RNA, 1507 nt
Organism: Podarcis muralis (Common wall lizard)
Lineage: Eukaryota; Metazoa; Chordata; Lepidosauria; Squamata; Lacertidae
Product: interleukin-12 subunit beta-like
Cellular component (GO): membrane
Molecular function (GO): cytokine receptor activity; protein binding
Source: RefSeq, a predicted model, not a curated record